Molecule: messenger RNA, 8089 nt
Organism: Plectropomus leopardus (leopard coralgrouper)
Lineage: Eukaryota; Metazoa; Chordata; Actinopteri; Perciformes; Serranidae
Source: RefSeq, a predicted model, not a curated record
GGACGCAGAAUGGCGACAGUGCAGUGCUCCAAAUGCACGGCCGAAAGAAAAGGAUUUCGGCGGGAACUUGAUUCGUGGCGACACACAUUGAUACACUGCGUUGGGUUUGAAAGUAUUCUGGAGGGAAUAUAUGGCCCACUGCUGCUGAGGGACCUCAAUUUAUUUGAUGAUUGUGAACCUGAAGAGGUGGAUGAUUGGUCCCCAGAAACAAGUUGCUCUCAGUGUUCAUUCUGCAACCUUCCCCUGGAGAAACUCAGCAGUGAUCAAGUACAGUCAGCCACGUCGCCCCUCUCCUCCCCCUCUGAUUACUCUCCCUGUCAGGCUCCAGCUAUCUCUGAGAGCAGCCAAUCAGCACACAGGUUCCUCCAAGCUGUGUUUCACAAGAAAGAUGUGUCCUUGGGCUGUGAGUCCAACAUCCCUCUGGUUGCCCAGGAGCUAAUGAAGAAGAUGGUACAUCAGUUUGCCUUGGAGUACGCAUCCAAGUGCCUACUCCACACCAAUUCAAAUGGCGUUACAACAAGGACCUCAUCACCUCUGUCACAAGCAUUAGAUGCUCCUCUGGACCUCACAGUGAGCCGAGCCGGGGAGGAGAAAGAGAUCGAAAGUGACCCAGAUGGCGUGCUCGACCUCUCCAACAGGAACUCUGCCUGCUCAGCAACUUCAUCAUCAUCCAAACACAAAGCCUCAGGCUCCCUGCUGCCAUCAUUUACGGAAGAAUUGGGAGAUCUGGGACAGCGAGGGACCAAGAGUCGUCAGAGCUCUGCAUUGGGUGCCGUUCUCAGCCCACUCUGCUCAGCACACCGUUCCUUACUCUACCAGAUCCUGAAGCUGGCACGCCAGGAAAAAUUGCUUUUGUUCCUUAAUCACCGACCUGUAGGUCAAACUGAAUCUCACUGCUGUCAUUGUGGCGUAAACCCACAGGAUAUUGUUACCCCUAAUGCAGUCCCCUUUAGUGAAUGUAAAACCCAUAACAUCAGCCCAUACUACCCUUUAAUUGAUUGUGAUCAUCAAGGUCAUGGCAGCGCAGUAUAUCAUCCAGGAGAUUCCAAGUCCAAUUGUAGCAUCCAUCACUACCCUUUAACAGACUGUAAAGGUGAUGCUCCUCUUGGCUCAAGCUACUGCUGUGUGCAGAGGUGCAGGAUGGAAACCUACACUGUUUUGUGCCCCAAAAGGCUGCACUGCAUUUCCUGCCAAAGCCUGGCUGUAGGUCGCAUCAACAACUUAGUGUGUUCAUUUGCAUCCUCUAAUUCAUUAUCCAAAUCCCCUUCACUGUGCACUCCCUCCUCUAGCUUAUGCCCUUCCUCAUCAGUCUGCUGUAACCAACACAACCCCCACUCCUGUCGCUGUUAUUCAAAUCAUGCCUGUCUGACGCAGGUGAGGAGCACAAUAGAACGGGCAGUUGGAGAUGGGGAUCCUCCUUGUCCUGUCCUGAAGAGAGAGCAGAGUCCCUCUCCUCCUCCUCUGUCCCCAAUUCCCUCAGACAUCAACAAGAAAACUGAUGAAAAGCCACCUUCCCUCCUUCACCAUAGACAAGAGGAUGAUGUUGACCUAAUGGUUAAAGAUGGUCUUGUGAAUGCAAGCCACCAGGAAGCAGAUGUGAUUACAGCGACAGCAGAGGAGCGAGGAUGUAGGACCCCUAGAAGUAGUCAGGCUGAGCAGAACUCAAAUGGGACUUCACUGCAAGAUGUUGUGAAUCGCUUCAGUGAGAAACUGGAGACAAUCAGACCUAUAGAGAAGGACCCACAGCUGGUUUCCACAGCCAUUAAUGUCUGUGAAAAAGAGCAGCCACAGUGUCCCUCAACCAGUCAGAAGCCGCAGUUUCAGGAUGAUGCCCAUUUGACUGAAAUUAUCACCACAGUGCUUCACACAGGCAGAGCUAGUGACUACAAUCUAAGUGAACUGUUCAAUCGCCAUGAUAGCAAAGAGCCCAAGUCACCUAAUACCCGCUCCCGACGUCGCCAAGAAGUCCUUGCUGCUAUAGCAACACCAGCUGAUGAUGCUUCAACCAGAAGGCAGACCUUACAAAUUAAACGAGAGCUUGCCAUGUUGGACCAGUCCUACAACAGGAGAAAGAUGCCACUCGCAAAGAGAGCAAAAUUGAAAGAUGGAUGUGUUACUGUAACUACAUCACCCGCCUCAUCAGAUCUAGUUAAAGAGGAGUCUAAAAGAGACAUAGAGGUAGGUGUUGAACCUGUAGAGAAUCAUAAAGUUAGGAAGGGACCACUGAACAUUCUCACUGCAGAAAGUGACAAGGGUGAAGUAAAAGAGGAGAUUCAGACAAUUAUAGUAACAGAGGAAGUUCAGAUCAUCAAAGCAGAAGAGAGAGAACGGGAAAUAUCCACAGAGGAAAAAGAUCUUGCUCACUCAGAUACUCAAAUACCCACCCCUGAGCCAAAUGUUAAUCAAGGCUCAAAGGGUGACAGUGUACAAACACAGGUAAUGACAAGAACUGCAACCUCAGCAAAACCGUGUAGCAGGCCAUGUAAAGAGGAUGGUAUGGGUAGUGGGGCUGGAAGUGAUAAAAACCAUAAAGAAGCCCCAGCAGCUCAAAGCUCUGACAGAGCCACUAGACCAGGUAAAGGGAAAGAUAGCCACAGUGCUUUUAGAGAUAAGCAGAAACAUCAUUCACAACACACCAAGGACGCAAGGAAAUCCAGGAGAAAUAUAGUGCCCCCACAGCGGUUCUCCUCCUAUGUCACAGAGCCCAGGAAAAUGUUCUUUGUUGCAUGUUUCUCUGAAAGCAUCUUUAACCAGAAACCACAAAAGGACAAAAUUUUGACAUCUAGCACCCUGGAUGCUUUAUCCAAAGAUCCAGAUGCUGAGGACAUCCUGCCCAAAUCAAAAAGGGAAGUCCCUCUGUCCUUACCUGACCACACAAUGAAGCCUGUACUUGAAACAACACCGAAAGAACAAUGUGGACCAUCCUACAUGGAGUCAAAAGGUCUUUCCACAAACAAGGCUUCCCCAAAAACUAUGGCCACCAAAGAGAAGAGUCCUACAAAACAGAGUCCAGACAAUAGGACAGAUGGCAGCAACUGUGUAGCCAAACCGUUUGGAAGGCUACAUUCAUCUCCAAAAAGGCAACGGGACUUAAGGACAGCUUCAAGAACUCCCCAAAAUCCAUCACAGAUAGAUGUCACCAUAAAGUCCACUUCCUGUGUUGAGAGCCCUCCAAACUCCCAAGUCCAGUACACUAGUCCAAUAAAGCUCAUGUUUGUAUCCCCAGUAAAGGAUAAGGAAGGGGUCAGAUAUAGUCUUAAAUCGGCAACUUCUGGUUCUAAUGCACAGGAACCCUUUGACCCAUGUGUAGAGUCUUCAUGGUCAGGAACACCUAAGAAACACAAAAGACAGAGAACUGAGUCUCUUACUUCACAAGCAAAAUCUAUUUCCUCACCACUAAAGUCUGCUACCUCACCUGCAAAAUCUGCUUCUUCACCACUCAAGUCAGCUUCUUCACCAGGCAAGUCUACUUCUUCACGAGCCAAGUCUACUUCUUCAUCACCCAAGUCUGUUUCUUCACCAGUCAAGGCUGCUUCAUCACCCAAGUCAGCUUCUUCAUCACCAAAGUCUACUUCUUCACCCAAGUCAGCAUCUUCAUCACUCAAGUCUGUUUCGUGGCCAACCAAACCUGCUUCUUCCCCCAAGUCAGUUUCUUCACCAGCCAAGUCUGUUUCAUCAUCACCUAAAAUAGGUUCCAGAAGAUCAGGCGAAAGUACUCCAACUAAACGUGGAGCUGAGAGCCAGAGAUCACAAGGUGACUCAUCAUCUUUUCAUGAAACCACUCCAAAAAGGCGUCCGGGACGACCAAAGAAGCUUGGGCCACAGCUUGAGCAAAAGGCAAAGAGGCCAAUUGGUCGACCACGCAAGGAAAAAGCUGUGGAUUCAGAAAUGGGGGCAAAAUGUGUAAAUGGAAAAUCAGUUGUUGCAUCUGACAUUGUGGAGAAUGUAAACAAGAACCUUAAAAUAACAGUAGUGUAUGGCCGUUCUCGGAGGAACAAACGAAUGGUGUCUGAGGGCUUUGACCAGUUGCAAACAGAGUUCCAUGAUGCUUGUCAAGCAGUGGGCCUUAAAAGUGACUUGGGCAUUUUAAUGCAUAACUCUAAGACCAUCUCAGGUAGUGUCAAAACAGCCUCAACAGAAUUGUCUGAGGAAUUAAAUUUUGUCAGCCCUGUAAAAGAGUCAUCCCCUCAAUCUAGCAGUAACAUCAAAUGUCAGAAGCAGGAUGAUUCAGUACCCUCAAGGAAACCAGGUAGACCCGCAAAAGUUAAAAUCUCUGGAAUUUCCGUCACAGUAACCACAGUGUCACCUCGGCAGCGUAAGAUUCAGAUAAAUAAGGAUACUCGGCAGUCUCCUGAAACACUAAUUCAUAAGAAGGUACUCCUACCAGAAUUCAAAUCUGCCAAAGAGCCCAGGACAAUCAGUCGCCAGUCAACAAGCAGAAGCAGUCAAACAGAAGAAGGAAUAACAACAAAAGAUGAAUGUAAAGACAAACUGCCAAAUGAGCCUGUAGCAGUGCGUCACUCAAUGAGAGUGAGAAAGCCCUCAAUACACUUUCUGCAUGCUGUUGCCACCUCCACCUCUAGAUCAUACAGCCAUAGUAAUGCUCUGUUACGACGCUCCAAAAAACUUCUGUUAAACAAGGCCAGCAAUGAAAGGAGACAGGAGGAGCAACAGAGUAGUGUAGAUACGUUAAGAGAGAAAAGACAGCCUUGUGUUCAAGACAGGAAGAACAUCUCUCAGGACCUGAGCAGAGUGGCAGGGGUGUCUGUCGACUCAAUCUUUCCCCCGAAAGAGACGCUAAGGUGGUGGGCAGCAUCAGCAGAGGAAAACACUAUGAACCAGGAGCUUGCUAGGCGAAUACGACUCAUCUCUGACUCUUGGGUCUCAAACACUGUAGAGAACCAGGAUAAAGAAACUGCCUUAAAUUCAAAACUAGGCAGUAAAAGCAAAAGUUCAUUUGCCAGGAAUUCAAAACAUUCCUCUGUGGUUCGGACACUGUUUGACUGCUCUCCCAACAAACCAAGGUCCUGUAGCAUGCAGCAGAUCUGUUCCUGGUUUAUGCAGACCACAGAGACACGGUCUCUGUCUAUUGUGAAGAAGGCAAGCUCCCGUAAUCCUUACGAACUUAUGCACUUCCCUCGUUCUACCAAUAAAAAGAGUCUUUGCCAUAGUCCUCAAGCAGAGCGACUCCGCAAACACAUCAAGAAAUUUGCCAAGACAGUGCCAAAAAGUCCUUUGCAACAUCAACGGGCCCAAAGAAGGUUGAGGAAGAGAAAUGAGGCAUCUCUGUCCACACAAAAGAUUAGGCGACAACUUUUCACUGCCCGCUUUGCGACAGGUAGGCUCAAUCAUGGAACCCAAUGGUGGCGAAGCAGAGUAUUUGGCAGAUACCAGACCACCCUAUUUAGAGCAAGUACAAGGUUCCUAACCCGAAAAGAAAGGGAGAGGUGGCAAAAGAGGCAGAGGAAUAAGAAAAACAUAAAAGUAGCCACAAGUUUUUCAAAUAGACAUGUAGUGACUGGACUAAAACCUAAACGUAAAGCAUUACCCACAUCAGCAAAAGAUCAGUUAUCUGACUGUUUGGAGAAUGGUUCUGCCACCAGUUCUUUUGGCCAAACUCAGGAGCCUGUGGAUGUACCCAAAGAGCAGAACCUCUGCUCUAAAGCCUGGAGUCCUGAGAGACUGAAAGAAUGCCGGGUGUUUCUAAAAAAGAUCAACUCUCCAGGCAAUGAAUCAACUGAGGAAGAGUGGGACUCCUGUACAGUGACACUGGAUGACGGGUCACCUCCUGCAUAUCUCUUUGCAGGAAGGGAAAGAGAACUGGUAGGAGUUGUUAAAGCUGUGAAAACUGAAAGACAAAGGAGCACGAGAAGAACUGCCUCAAGAGAAUUGGAAGUUUCUGCACCUAUAUCAGUCCAAGAGCAGGAUGAGAAGCCAGUGGGGAGGCAAAAAGGCAAAUACAAAAGUCCUGGGGUUGUGUCUGCUGAACCACCACAACCACCACCAGCGAAGAUGUUGAGACAAUCGCGAAUGAGGGGCCUAACCGGGCAGAGGUGGUGUGACUGUUUGGUAAUUACCUUUGCUUCUUUUAUUGAAUAUCAACUUUUAUUAAACUUCAAAUCACUGCAGCAUUUACUUGUGCUCUCUUUCUUUUUUAACAGAAAACUAAAUGAAGCUCAAAGCCUCCAUCUACCUGGAAAACGGACUGUGGUUCAACGUGGUGCCUUUGGACAUUGAGCUGACCACAUGGACUGACCAUCUCACUAUGGUUCAGUCUUACACUCAGCAAUUAUGUAGCAGUCUAACUUAACAAAAGCUUGAUGUUGCACUAUUUUUAUCCAUGGAUAUGUAUAUGUACAGAUAUGUUUGAUUUUUUUUUUAAUUGUCAACUUGCCUUUGUCUUUCUGAACGCAUAUAGUAGAUCAAAUCAUUAUGUCAAACAGAGUUUUAUUCGGAUAAGUGCUUAUCCGGUGAGCCUUGUCAGAGUGGCUGUAUUGGAAGGAAAGGCAAAGCUUGACUGCAUACAGACAGUGCCAUCUCCCCAAAACAUACCUCAUUAUCAAGGCCAGAAUUUCUUUUAGAUGAUGACCAUUUAUUGUAAAUUUUAACAUAAAACCAUUAAAAUGUACAGCCCUACAAUCCACCUAAAUUAUUGUUUUUAAUUUAUAGUUACCCUGACUUUGGCACUGAUUAAAUUCCAAAUUGCUAAUUUAGUAAUUUGUUUUUUAGAUUUGACUAAAGUAUACUGAAAUUGAAUGACAUUCUUUCAAUCCGAGCCUUGUUUGCAGUAUUUUUCUUUGAUGUUUCAGUCACUGCUGUAUUGCAAACCAGUAGCCCAAAACAUGGUGUGAAUGAAGGACUUUUUGUUUCAAACAAGCCCCAUCUUUAACCCAGCCACUAUCUGUGAAUGAGCCCCUUCUAUAAUAUUGUGUAUUGACCUACAGUAAUUGGCCACUGACCUGUACUAAAACACAUAUUUUGUUUCAUUAAUUUUCAGACAUUAUCUGCAAGUCUUAGCUAUUAACCCCACAUACAUGUUCCAGAUGACUACAAAUUUAGCCCCACAAAAUGUGGAAGUACGUAAAUAUGUGAAGUGAUGAAGAAAAUGGCAAUAUGCAGUGGUAGAACAUAGAUUCUGAUAGUUUGUUGGUUUGUGGGAUCUGUCUUGUUUUAAUUUAGUGAUCUUUAUGUGAUUGUUUUUUUGUUUUCACCCAAAGCAGAUACUGUCUGAUGGUGUCGGAUCUACUUCUUGCACUAUUCCACCUGAGAUUAUUAACCCCACUACACAGAUUCCUUCCCCAUAUUUUGCACAUCCCAUGUCCCACUACCAAACCCUACAACCCUACUGUAAAACUAUAGAAUCUAUUUGGUGCAAUACAAACCCAGAUGAUUUAUCAGUAUGUAGUAAUUAUUUUAUUGCUGACAGACGAAUGGAUGUACACAAGUGCUAAUGGCCUGGGAUGUUACUUCACUUGUUUCCAUAGCCUUUUAAUGUGAUCUUAAAGGAUAUUACUAUUCAAACUGUUUUUCCCACCUGUUUUGUUCUCAAUGAAGCAGAAAAAUAACAGAUCAUUAAUUGAUAUAAUAGCAUUAAAUUGUUUUUAUCAUAAGCGUCAUAGCAUUAUUUGCUGUUUAAAUGCAGAUGGGAAAAUGUGUUGCUGUUAAGGUUUCCCUAGAGUUUCUGUUUUUGCAGCAUGAGACGCCUACCUCCGCUGGGGCUUAGCUAGGCCUUCUGCUCUUUUGCUUAUCAACCGUUUGAUAGACAAGGCCAGAGAGAUGAUCAGUUAACACUAAUCUUGGAUCAGAUUGAUGUUAGAAGGCAGGUAGAUCCAAGAUGUCUGGCUGUAGGUCAAAACUUAAACCUGUAGUGUAUAUUAUGUGUCUGACUACCCUUGUAUGUACGUCACUAUGGUUGCCAUUUCAACACGAGGGAUGUGGGGUGGCCCAGUCUUGUGAUCAGUGCUCUGUUGAAGAACCUGGUGCUAAACAUCUGUUGUAUAUUUUCUUUAUCGUGUUUUUAUACUGUCCAUUAUAGAUGCAACAAAGAGGUGUCUGUGAUUGGAACAAUAAAAAGUCUUUUUAAAUAACA